UCUUCGAUAGACCACAUUAAUCUGUGACGAAGGGUCUCUAGACCUAGGAGAGUGUUGUUUUGAAAAUAACGAUGUGUGAAAAACGUGUUUUAUUCGUUGUACUGAUUUUAACGGUGGCCUUCGAGAAUUACACCGCAGCCCUGCUAGCGCCGGAUUUUAUCCAUCCAUGCAACAAUACAGACUCGUCCUGCUUAAUUCAAGCGACACAGGAUGCCAUACCCGAGUUCUCUAAGGGCCUUCCGCGCCUCGGAGUACCUCCCUUAGAUCCUUUCAUGAUUGAUGAGCUGCCUAUUCAGCUCCCAGGGGUCAAAGUCACGUUUCUUGAAGGAAAAGUUACGGGACUUAGGAAAUGUCAGGUGCUGAAUGUAGAAGCUUACCUGGAAAAAAAUGUAUUUAUACUAGAAAUAAGAUGUAACAUAACAAUCAAAGGAAAGUACACAGCCGUCGGAAGGUUACUACUGUUCCCUAUAAACGGCGAAGGAGAUUCCAAAAUAAAAAUUGUCAACUCGAUCAUAAAACUGAACAUAAAGACGAAGUACUUCAAAGAUGCGGAGGGCCGCGACCACUUCGGUAUAAAAAAUUACAAAUACACGUUUGACUAUGGCGACAGGGUCCAUUAUACCAUCAACAACCUAUUCAAAGGGAACCCGGAAUUGAGUAACACAGUACUACAAUUCCUAAAUGAAAACUGGAGGGUGGUGACUGAAGAAUUUGGACAACCGGUCGUCGAAUACGCCAUGAAUGUUACCAUUGAGACUGCGAAGAAGUUCUUCAACGCCGUUCCGUACGCAGAAUUACUUCAUGUACCUAUACCAAAGUAUUGAUCAAUGAAAGAACAAAUAUUUGUGCCAACCUAUUCUUUAAGGGCUGUGUUGGUUUCUAGAUACAAAUGUUUGGCUUAAUAUUGGACGUUAGACCACGGCACAUUUAAAACACGCUGCAUUGCAUGUUGAGUCCAAGCAAUUUGUAGUAUGUCCUAUGGUAUUACUUUGUAAAAUAACCCUAUACCACGUCGCAUCGACUCUUCUUCUUCU
This is a messenger RNA of Pararge aegeria (speckled wood butterfly), 1034 nucleotides long. RefSeq names its product protein takeout-like. NCBI's taxonomy places the organism in Eukaryota, Metazoa, Arthropoda, Insecta, Lepidoptera, Nymphalidae. Bases 72 to 824 code for a protein of 250 amino acids. The transcript is spliced from 5 exons. The record is from RefSeq and is a predicted model, not a curated record.